AUGUUUUUCUACGUGCUCAUAUUCCUAACAUUAACUCACUCAACUAGACAAACUGAAUAUCCAUGCAACUCAAGUAGUAUUUGUGGAUGUUCGUCAAAUGAAGUAAUCACUAGUCGUAUUGUUGGUGGCGAAAACGCAAGUAUAGGAACUUGGGGAUGGACUGUAUCGUUAUUGAUUAAUAAUUAUCUUUUAUGCUCUGGAUCAAUUAUAUCGGAUUCUUGGAUAAUAACAGCUGCACAUUGUGUAUAUCAAUAUUUACAGUCACCAAUUAUUGUCUAUGCUGGAUCGAAUUUUUUAUGGUUUGGUACGCAAAAUCGAACAGUAAUACAGAAAAUUGUACAUCCUGAAUUUGAUUCGGUUAAAUUCCUUAAUGAUAUAGCGCUGUUGAAACUUUCCUCUCCGCUUGAUAUGAGUGAUGGAAAUAUCAGUGCAAUAUGUUUGCCUUCGGUGAAAAAAUCAACUUUGAAUUCAGGUGAAUGGCCAGUUUCGAACCAAUCUGUUGUCACAGUUGGAUGGGGACGAUUGUCUUAUGGCGGUCAUCUCCCAGACAGAUUGCAACAAGUUACAUUGCAAACAAUUAACUCUGGAAUUUCGAAUUGUCGUCUAUUGAUAGUGAAUACAACUGUACAAUUUUGUGCUGGUGCUGGUAAUGGUACGAAAGAUGCUUGUCAAGGUGAUUCAGGAGGUCCAUUGAUGUUAUAUUCUUCAUUGACAAAACAGUGGAUUUUGGUGGGUUUGACUAGCAGUGGAUAUCGAUGUGCGAUGGCUGGUUAUUCCGGUAUUUACACACGCGUAGCAGUGUUCAAAGAUUGGAUAGAGUCAUAUACGAAUGAAUCAUAUUGGGUGGAAAUGGAUGAUUCUUCUCAUGCAGACUAUACUUUUCCAUCGAUGAAACAUAUAUUUCUCUUUUUAAUAUUCAGUUUUGUUUACAUAACACCUUCUUAUCACUAA
Adineta ricciae is the source of this 951-nucleotide messenger RNA. The record is from the annotation of a GenBank genome assembly. NCBI's taxonomy places the organism in Eukaryota, Metazoa, Rotifera, Eurotatoria, Adinetida, Adinetidae.